Messenger RNA from Onthophagus taurus, 1491 nucleotides. Its product is annotated as glutaryl-CoA dehydrogenase, mitochondrial. Gene Ontology annotation, cellular component: mitochondrial inner membrane. The record is from RefSeq and is a predicted model, not a curated record. Lineage: Eukaryota; Metazoa; Arthropoda; Insecta; Coleoptera; Scarabaeidae. Gene Ontology annotation, biological process: fatty acid beta-oxidation using acyl-CoA dehydrogenase; fatty-acyl-CoA biosynthetic process. Gene Ontology annotation, molecular function: flavin adenine dinucleotide binding; glutaryl-CoA dehydrogenase activity; fatty-acyl-CoA binding.
UCCAAAAUGGUUUGUUUUCCAGAUUUAUUCAUGUUUCGCAAUUUAUUACUUAAUAUCUCGAGAUGACGACGUCUUUUAAUAAAUAACGAAAACUUCCAUAUUCUCAUUAUCUUUGAGGAGACAAAGAUCAAGGCCUUUUUUAUGUGAGCCCGGUCGACUGCGAACAUUUGUUUUAGAGUUUUUUUAGCGCCAUGGCUCUAAGGACAGUUACUAGGAGGUUAACUCAAUUUAAUAAUGUACAAAAUAGAUGUUUGGCAACUUCAAAUAAAGGAGCUACAUUUAAUUGGGAGGAUCCGUUUGAUCUUGAAUCUCAAUUAACACAAGAUGAGAAAAUCAUCAGGGAUUCUUUCAAAUCUUAUUGUGAUGAGAAGUUACAACCUAGGAUUUUACUGGCUAACAGAAAUGAAGUGUUUGAUCGAGAUAUUAUGACUGAAAUGGGCCAACAAGGCAUCUUAGGAUGUACAUUAAAAGGAUAUGGUUGUGCUGGUGUAUCAAACGUAGCGUAUGGUCUAAUAACUAGGGAAGUUGAGAAAGUGGAUAGUGCUUAUAGAUCGGCAGUGAGCGUUCAAUCGUCUCUAGUAAUGGGGGCCAUUUAUAACUACGGAAGUGAUGAACAGAAAGAGAAAUACCUCCCCCGUUUGGGUAAAGGAGAAAUAAUUGGUUGUUUUGGUUUAACUGAACCAAAUCACGGAAGCGAUCCUGGAUCUAUGGAAACAAAAGCUAAAUAUGACCCGACUUCAAAAACAUAUGUGUUAAAUGGGAGUAAAACGUGGAUAACUAAUUCCCCAUUGGCUGAUGUUUGUGUAGUUUGGGCUAAUUGUGAUGGAAAAAUUCGAGGUUUCCUCAUUGAUAGAAAAGAAAACGGGAAAGGUUUAGAAACGCCAAAAAUAGAAGGAAAAUUUUCUUUGAGAGCAUCCACAACUGGGAUGAUCCUUAUGGACAAUGUUCGAAUUCCGGAGGGAAACGUUUUCCCCAAAGUACAAGGACUUAAAGGUCCAUUUGGAUGUUUAAACAACGCUAGAUAUGGGAUUGCAUGGGGAGCUUUAGGAGCCGCCGAAAGCUGUUUCAAAAUAGCCAGGAAUUACGCUUUGGAGCGAAUGCAAUUUCAGAAACCAUUAGCAGCCACUCAAUUAGUCCAGAAGAAAUUAGCUGAUAUGAUGACUGAAAUCGCGUUGGGAUUACACGCGUGUUUAAGAGUUGGCCGAUUAAAAGACGAAGAUAGACACACUCCAGAAAUGAUUUCAAUUUUAAAACGUAACAACGCUGGGAAAGCUUUGGAUAUUGCUAGAGCAGCAAGAGAUAUUUUAGGGGGAAACGGAAUACACGACGAAUACCACGUUAUUAGACAUUUGGUAAAUUUAGAAACGGUGAAUACUUAUGAGGGAACCCACGACAUCCAUGCAUUGAUUCUUGGAAGAGCUAUAACUGGAUUACAAGCUUUCAAAUAAUUGUUUUGUACGAAACGAGCCAAAUAAAAUUUUAAAACUAAAA